UUUAAAAGGGCGUGUUUACUAGAAUGCAGGCACACGGGGCUGAGCUUCAGGUGAAGGCGGCUGCACGCAACGCUGCUGCGCCGAAGUCUUAUGAUUUAUUUUUUACAUCAAUACUGAAGCUUUCUGCAUUCACACAACCGGACACCGUUUGUUUAAAGGGAUAUCUAUGCUGGCUUCCAUCCUUAUUAGAAAAACCUGCCCGAUUUCAAAGGCCGUUAUAUUCGCUCGAGCGCAGCGGGUCCAAUGAUGUCUUACAUGUGUGUGACUGUGAGCCUCAGGUGGACUCUACAGACACCAAUCUGAUAAAAAACUGAGCUCAAACUGUUAAAUAUCUCGGAGAGAUCGGACACUGGACCACUGAAACUGAACGCGAUAAGAAUUACGUUAUAUAAAACGGCACCUUGCAAACCUGGAGGAGUGAUACCGUAAAUCCUCCAAAUGGACGGAGACGGAGAAAAGAAAAAGCAUUUAUUUUCACUUUGAACUAUUGUUGGUUUUCUCCUUCAGCCCUCAAGUCUAUGGACAGCUCAGCAUUGCUGUCUUCUGAGAUAAAGAUCUUGAGAUUCAUACUCAACAGAGGAAACGCUUAUAAAGAAUGGAUACGAUUGGGUUUCCCGACUUUUUUGAUGAUGAUAACCAUUGGGAUCACACGUCUCGUGGUGUUUACUUUAUCAGAUGAGUCCUGUUUCAGACCGUAACAUUUUUUUAAUUGUUUUGUGAGACCUGAGGAAGAACUAUAAUGCAGAACUCAAACAACAGGAAGCUGUCUCUAUGCCAGACCCUCAUCCUCAUAACAGUGCUGCUGAGUCCAGGUUGUCUGUCAUCUAAGCAUUUCCAGUCAUCCAGGAAAGCAGAGGUGGGAGGUGAGGGAACACAGAUGCAAAGCCAACUGCACUUCAUAAAUGAAUGGGCCUCAUGGGGCGGCUGGUCCGUGUGUUCACGCUCCUGUGGGGGCGGAGCCUCUGUCCGUACGCGCACGUGCAUCACCAGAAAUCUGGUUGGAGGGCCGUGUCCAGGAGACACACGGCAAUACAAGAUUUGCAACACAAAGGAGUGUGAUGUUGGCUCUGUGGACUUUAGAGAACUACAGUGUAAAGCUUUCAAUGACAGACCGCUGGUUGCUGGCAACAGGUACCACUGGAUGACCUUUCAUGGAGGUUCAGACCCCUGUGAGCUCAGCUGCCUGGCCAUUGGACACAACUUCUACUUCAACUUUGGGCGGGUACUCGAUGGCACUCCUUGCCAAUCAGAACAGGGGACUGUCUGUGUGAACGGAAAAUGUCUGAAGCCAGGAUGUGAUUUGAUCUUUGGGUCACAGCAGCGGGAGGAUGCCUGCAUGUUGUGCGGAGGCCACAACUCAACAUGCCUUCAUCAUCGAAAUGUCUACCAUUCCAACGGGCAGAAUAAUGCAGGACUGUUUGGGUACAGCGAGGUCACUAUGAUCCCGUCCGGAGCAACACACAUCAAAGUGACUGAUAACAGCAAUAACUAUCUAGCGCUUCAAAAUGGCCGCUCUCAGUUUGUGAUCAAUGGGAAUUGGAAGAUAAGUGUUCCAGGAGAAUACAGCGUGGCAGGUACCAAACUGCUUUAUCGACGCUCGGCUGAUACCUGGGAGAGUUUUGAAGUUUCAGGGCCUACGCAGGAGGAUCUGCACAUUAUGGUCUUGUCCACUGAUAAAAACUCUGGGAUUGAAUAUGAGUACUGGCUUCCACCAGACAGCUAUGCGUUGCAUCAUGGGAGAAGUCAACUUAGACAGCCUCAACACACAGACAACUAUCUCCCCUUUGAACCUUCAACCAUCAGCACCACCACCACAACAACAACAACUACAACACUUCAGCCAGCCGUGAAACCUCCUUUCUGGGGUCCUGCUGGUAGCUGGCCUUUUCAACAUCCAUAUCAGCAGCAACCAGUUUCUCGGCUGGAAAGAGAAGAAAACCGCAGGAACCGCUUGCCUGAGAUACAUCGUAAAGGCCAUUGUGGGAAAUGCCGAAGGGUACGAGGAAAAGGGGAGCGCCAUAGACAGUAUUGCCAAAAAGAUUUUGUCUUUAGAGCAAAGGUACUAGAAAAACUGUAUCAGGGUCAGGAGACCCGCUUCGAUGUCCAAAUCAUCCACACGUACCGGAACCGUUACCGCAUGGAGCACCGUGAGUUCCUGUGGGCACCAAACAAAUGUGACUGUCCAUAUCUGGAGGUGGGCCACCAGUACAUAUUAAUGUUGCGACGUCAUAUCAAUUACGAACGCACUCUUAAUCGCAUUCUCUUGGAAGAGGACAGCUAUGUUCAGCCUUAUCGAGCGCGUGAGGACAGCCUGCUACGCCCCCUAGAGGAGCUCUGCGGUAACAGAGGAACCAGAACUUAGCUCAGGUGGUAAACACAUGGACAAACUUUCAAAACACAUUUUUUUUUAAGUUCAUCCUAAUACAAAACAAAGCACAGACAGCAACCCUUCUCUGACACUGAUAUUAAAUCAGUGAUGUUUUACUGAAGCAAAAUGCAUUCCGGAAAAGGACAAUGGGGACAGUUUGUUGAGAUAAAUGAUGUCCAAGAGGCCAACCACAGAACAGAGAAUAACUAAAUGAAGCACUUUAACAGGACUAUUUUACCUUGCUGUAAAACAUAUACACCAAAGUAAAUAAUAUACACAGUAUUUAUGCUUUUAGCACCACAGGUUUGUUAAUCGCAAAAUCACUUGACAGUAUGUUUAUCUUUAUCAUAUCCUUUGUGCAUUUGUUGUUUUUAUAAAUAUGUGUAUUUAUAUAUUAACAAUAUUUGUAGCCUAAACCUUAUGUUUUAUAUUGUUUUAUCAUUUUAAAGGUUUUACCAUGAAUAUAUUUGCUAUGAAGUCUGA
This is a messenger RNA of Triplophysa dalaica, 2851 nucleotides long. RefSeq names its product ADAMTS like 5 (gene adamtsl5). Gene Ontology annotation, cellular component: extracellular matrix. Lineage: Eukaryota; Metazoa; Chordata; Actinopteri; Cypriniformes; Nemacheilidae. Bases 740 to 2362 code for a protein of 540 amino acids. Gene Ontology annotation, biological process: extracellular matrix organization. The record is from RefSeq and is a predicted model, not a curated record. Gene Ontology annotation, molecular function: protein binding; metalloendopeptidase activity. The transcript is spliced from 14 exons.